Molecule: messenger RNA, 2427 nt
Organism: Perognathus longimembris pacificus (Pacific pocket mouse)
Lineage: Eukaryota; Metazoa; Chordata; Mammalia; Rodentia; Heteromyidae
Product: basic proline-rich protein-like
Exons: 2
Coding region: 1-2427 (808 amino acids)
Source: RefSeq, a predicted model, not a curated record
AUGGCAAUUUCAUGUCGUUUGUGGAUUCCCAAUGGCAAUCGUGGAAGGGGCGCUGGGGGCGCAGGCGGGCGCGGUGCCCGGGGCCGCGUCCGCGGGGGUCUGAGUGACACUUUGAGGCGGGACAUCACCCCCACAUGGGUCGAGACGCGGACUAGCCGUCCACCCGUCCUACCUGCCCAUCCGCGUCUACCCGCGUGUACGACGGAAUUCUACGCUUCCAUCGGAAAGGCAGGCGGACGCUCCGUCUGCAACAACGUGGAAAGGUCUGGAAAACUGAAUAGGAAGUGGAGUAAGCCGGAUCCAUGGAAGCAACGGGGGCCGGCUUCCGGCCCUGGCGGCUUCCGGCCCUGGCGGCUUCCGGCCCUGGCGGCUUCCGGCCUGGCGGCUUCCGGCCCUGGCGGCUUCCGGCCCUGGCGGCUUCCCGCCCUGGCGGCUUCCCGGCCUGGCGGCUUCCGGCCUGGCGGCUUCCCGCCCUGGCGGCUUCCGGCCCUGGCGGCUUCCCGCCCUGGCGGCUUCCGGCCCUGGCGGCUUCCCGCCCUGGCGGCUUCCCGCCCUGGAGGCUUCCGGCCCCAGGCGGCUUCCAUCCUUGGCGGCUUCCGGCCCUGGCGGCUUCCCGCCCUGGAGGCUUCCGGCCCUGGCGGCUUCCCGCCCUGGCGGCUUCUGGCCCCAGGCGGCUUCCGGCCCUGGCGGCUUCCAUCCUCGGCGGCUUCCCGCCCUGGAGGCUUCCCGCCCUGGAGGCUUCCGGCCCCAGGCGGCUUCCAUCCUUGGCGGCUUCCGGCCCUGGCGGCUUCCGGCCUGGCGGCUUCCAGCCCUGGCGGCUUCCGGCCCUGGCGGCUUCCGGCCUUGGCGGCUUCCGGCCUGGCGGCUUCCGGCCCUGGCGGCUUCCGGCCCUGGCGGCUUCCGGCCCUGGCGGCUUCCGGCCCUGGCGGCUUCCGGCCUUGGCGGCUUCCGGCCCUGGCGACUUCUGUCCCUGGCGGCUUCCAGCCCUGGCGGCUUCCAUCCUUGGCGGCUUCCGGCCCUGGCGGCUUCCGGCCCUGGCGGCUUCCGGCCCUGGCGGCUUCCGGCCCUGGCGGCUUCCGGCCCUGGCGGCUUCUGGCCCCAGGCGGCUUCCGGCCCUGGCGGCUUCCGGCCCUGGCGGCUUCCAUCCGUGGCGGCUUCCGGCCCGGGCGGCUUCCGGCCCUGGCGGCUUCCGGCCCUGGCGGCUUCCCGCCCCGGCGGCUUCCGGCCUUGUGGCCCCUUGGAUCCAGGGUCCCCAUCUCGCCCGCACCCCACCCCGAGCCUGAGCCGGGCUGGUCCUGGCGAGGCCCCUGGCCCGGAGCCCUGGCAGCGCCGCGGGGCCCUGCGCCUCCGCCCCCGCGGGCCCCCGGCCUUCGGGCCCUGCCUGCCUGCGUUCCGCCCCCAUCUGUGUCUCCAUGGGGUCCAUGGGACCUCGAGCCCUUUCCCGGCUCCAGGGAGGCCCCGCCGCGCGCCAGGGGACAGGCCGGCACCGCGCCCCGGUGUGCAGAGCCCCCGGUGCCCGGUGUGCAGAGCCCCCGGUGCCCGGUGUGGAGAGCCCCCGGCGCCCGGUGUGCAGAGCCCCCGGUGACCCGGUUGGGAGAGCCCCCGGUGCCCGGUGUGGAGAGCCCCCGGUGCCCCGGUUGGGAGAGCCCCCGGUGCCCGGUGUGGAGAGCCCCGGAGCCCGGUGUGCAGAGCCCCCGGUGCCCCGGUUGGGAGAGCCCCUCGGCCCCGGUUUGGAGAGCCCCCGGUGCCCGGUGUGGAGAGCCCCCGGUGCCCGGUGUGGAGCCCCCGGUGCCCCGGUUGGGAGAGCCCCUCGGCCCCGGUUUGGAGAGCCCCCGGUGCCCGGUGUGGAGAGCCCCCGGUGCCCGGUGUGGAGAGCCCCUCGGCCCCGGUGUGGAGAGCCCCUCGGCCCCGGUUGGGAGAGCCCCCGGUGCCCCGGUUGGGAGAGCCCCCGGUGCCCGGUGUGGAGAGCCCCCGGUGCCCGGUGUGGAGAGCCCCCGGCGCCCGGUGUGGAGAGCCCCCGGCGCCCGGUGUGGAGAGCCCCCGGCGCCCCGGUUGGGAGAGCCCCCGGUGCCCGGUGUGGAGAGCCCCCGGUGCCCGGUGUGGAGAGCCCCCGGUGCCCGGUGUGGAGAGCCCCCGGCGCCCGGUGUGGAGAGCCCCCGGCGCCCGGUGUGGAGAGCCCCCGGUGCCCCGGUUGGGAGAGCCCCCGGUGCCCGGUGUGGAGAGCCCCCGGCGCCCGGUGUGGAGAGCCCCCGGCGCCCGGUGUGGAGAGCCCCCGGUGCCCCGGUUGGGAGAGCCCCCGGUGCCCGGUGUGGAGAGCCCCCGGUGCCCGGCAUGGAGAGCCCCCGGUGCCCGGUGUGGAGAGCCCCCGGUGCCCGGUUGGGAGAGCCCCCGGCGCCCCGGUUUGCAGAGCCCCCGGCCCCGGCUUAG